AUGUACGCUACUAGUCCCGUUAGAAACGUGGGCGUAGCGACUAAUUUCUUGUACAAGUUAACAGAAUUAGCUGCUUACACUUCGGCUGCUCUCAGUGAUGCUUACAAUGCUUACGGUACAAUUACAUCUAAUGGCAAAUUUGAGCUAGAAAUUCCUGUACAGACAAAUAAAUCUUAUAAAACUUUUGGAUCACAAGGACAGUAUAUUGACGAAGAUGAAAGGCAUUUCAAUAACGACAAUUCAGAGCUUCUCGACACGAAUAAUAUUGAGUUGAACGAUAAUGACACGAAAAAUGAUGAUAAUAAUGUGACUACCAGUCAAGAAAUAGAUUUUGGUGUUGAUAAAAAAGACCGAUGUUCGUGGUCAACAAAUGAUAAUGAAGAAGAACCACCACCACCAUACGAUAUUUCUUGGUCAAUGCCAACUCAUAAUAAUGAAACGAAUCAGACUUUAUCGAUCUCCACUAAUAACUUAUCAAAUAACUUAUCAAAUAACUUAUCAAAUAACUUAUCAGAUGUGUCUACUCUGUCCAUUUCGCCGAAAAAUAUACGAUUUGAGACUCCACAAACUGUUUCUCAGAUCGAUACCUCUUCUACUUCUCCGUCUACUCCUGUUAAACGUAGGCAAAUUCGUGUACGUCGUCCUCGACGAUUACUUCGUCGCAAGUCUUCUUCAACUGAUAUUUUAAUUCAACCUAGUGAAUUUGAUGAUCAUGAUGCUUUUAUAUCAAAAAUCAAUGAGAAACUUAUUGAUAUGAUCGCUCGAGGUAAAGCUGCCUUAAACAGUACUGUCAGUGUAACUGAUGUUGAUAUAAUGCUUGCUGAAGAAAGAGAACGUGAAGAUCGCAUAAUGAAAGAACUUGGCCUUCAAACUCCUCUUAAUCGCCGUAAUAGGAAAUUUAAUACUUCUUUUUCUGAUUACGAUUAUUUUAGUGCUUCAAUAUCUGAUCAUACCAAUUAUUCCGCUCCAGAGUCUUCAUCCUAUUAUGAUUACGGUUACGUUUCUAAUAAUGCUUAUUCUUCUUCAAAUAAUUAUGUGUCGUCUCCUCCUCUUCACCAUUCUUCCCACAUGCAUUAUAACUCCCAAUCUCAAUAUAGUUCUUAUAUAACUCCUCCUCUUCAUCAUUCAUCUCACUUGCGUUAUAACAUUCCAUCUCAAUUUAGUUCUUAUACUACUUCUCCUCCUCAUCAUUCUUCCCACAUUCACUACAAUACUACUCCUUCUCAAUAUAGUUCUUAUGUAACUCCUCCUCUUCAUCAUUCAUCCCACAUUCACCAUGACACUCCAACACAAUAUAGUUCUUAUUGUCACAAUAUAAAUAGUUUCAACGAUGAGAAUUGGUACCGAGGAUACCAUGCACGUGGUGCUACGGUCGAUUAG
Molecule: messenger RNA, 1380 nt
Organism: Racocetra persica
Lineage: Eukaryota; Fungi; Glomeromycota; Glomeromycetes; Diversisporales; Gigasporaceae
Source: the annotation of a GenBank genome assembly